UAAUGGAGUGUAAUUCACUUCCCAGUGAAUGAGUAUACUCAUUCUAAUAUUCUAAUAAUGGCUAUUGGUGACCAUUGAAGAGUGUGUAUCUAUCAACUUCUUUCACCAAAGGCUUUCAGCAUCCAAAAUGUUUGCAAAAAUAGAAUCAGUUUUAGUCUGAUUGUAUACAGGAGGCCAACUCAACUUUCCCCUUCUAUGAUGAUCCUAGACUUUCUAUACUCUUCGCCAUAUCUAUUUCCACAUGUAGGUAGGUGCUUUAUGGUUUUUUGUUUUGGUUUGGGUUUGGUUUGGGUUUGUUUGGUUUUUUGUUUGUUGUUGUUGUUGUUGUUGUUGUUGUUGUUGUUGUUCUCCUUAUAUUUUAUUUGUUCAGGUUUGAGAUUGCAAUUCCUGCUUGUCCUUUCCUUAAGAUCUACAAAUUCUGCUCCCAUAUUAGUCCAGAACCUAUCAUCGUCUCCCACCAGGAAAGGGAACAUUCUUUUUCCAAAGGAGGGAGGGCAAGGCCAGGCAGUUCCCACAGAAAGCAAGAGUGGCUAACUCCCCACAAGGCAGAGGGCAUGAGGAUUAGCUUGAUGGUUAUACUUCAAGGAAAAUCCAGAAAAACAAUGGCAAAGGCAGAAUGCUAGGGUAUUCUCAAGUUGUGUCCACUUCCUGUUUAGCAUUCCAGGACUUGGAAACCUGCAGGAUAUACACAACCAGUACAGCACUGAACAGAAUCUGAUGGCAACAUGAAGAAGCCAAGAAAGACGCUGCAGGGCAGUCCUCAGUCUUCCUUGACUCCUGCACAAGUUCUAUGUCCAGGUGUGUCUCCAUGAUCACACAGGUUAUGCAGAAGGUUGCUGAGCAUCGAAAGGAGAGCCAGUCGAGUCACAGGACUGCAGAACAAGGUUCCCAAGAACAAUAUGACUAAAAUACAAGGCCCUGUAGUGUUCAGGUAGGCUCUAAGAGGUGGACCCCCAAGGUCUUGGACAUCAGUGCUAUCUUUGCCAUCACUGCCACUGUCACCACCAGCCAGGUUCUCCUGCUGACAGGCCUCUUCAGAACCAGGAUGUGUGCUACCCUGAUUCUCCUUGGAACCCAAAACCACAUAAUUGCUUUUCUUCAGCACUAGCUGACUUCUCAGUUCAUCUGCCAUCUGUGAGAGAUCUCGCUUCCUAGCAUAUGCAUCUUCGCCAUCUGCGUAGUACUUGGGCUCCACCUCACUAACCUGGAAGUUCAGGGUGUGGAAUAGAGGUGCAAAGCUGCUCGGUUGCUCUUCCUGGCAUGCAGGGAGACAUACUUAGCGCUGAAGUCCUCCAUCAUGGCCUGGGUGGUCUGGUCCAUUAGCUUCUUUGCCAGGCUAAAGCGCCGGUGGGAGCGCAUCAGAGCCAGUGAGGUGAUGUGUUCAUGAGGGACAUUAUCAGGAUCUUCUUCCAUUUUGGCCAGAACAUAACCCAUGAUCUUCCCAACCUCAUCCUCAGCAAUGUAGGAGAGCUGGGCCACGAGAGGCCAUGAUAGUAGUACUUCAUCUGGUAGUUCUCGGGCAGGCAGAGCAGGUUGCAGUGUUGUAUGUUCAUCAAGUCAUAUGGCCGAGUCCAACAGAUGUUCAUAUUGGCGGCAGAAAAGCCUACCAGACUCGGGAGAAUCAGAGAGGAUGCCACAGACCACAGGGACACCAGCACCAUUUGCUUUAAGACAGCUGGGUUAUCCAAACAGGACUCAUACAAGAUGAGGACAAUCUCUCACUAUCUUCCAUUUCGUUUCGGCGAUGAUGUACAGAACUUCGUCCAUCUUCAUGCAAGUGGGGCCCCAGUCGUGUCUGAAGUGAAUGACGACCACGCAGUCCUCCUCUGAAAGGAUGGCCUGGUCUACCUGCCAGCCAUUGUGUAGAUGCGGAAGGAUAUAGUACAUCUUGAAUGCGCUUGCGCAGCGAGAAGCCACGAGCUACCUCUAACCUCCUGUGAGCCCACAGGCCGGGACCAACGGGUCCUCCACCCAGCACCAGCGCCCUUUAUGUUUUGAUCUGCGAUGUAUAUCAAGACUCAACAAGAUUACUGGGGCACGACAGAGGCGCACUGUCUUCUAAGAAGAAUGUGGACAGGACAAGAUCUUAUUUAUCCUAGACAUUCUUCUCCCCAAAAUGAUUUGAUUUUAUCUGUGUUUUAUUUAUUUAGUUUUUUUUUUUCGGAGCUGGGGAUCGAACCCAGGGUCUUGGGCCUGCUAGUUCCAUGGAACAGACCACUUGGUGGUAUUUCUUUCUACAAAGAUCCGUUCGUGAAGCCAAGAAGCACAACAAAAUAGAAAUACCCUUGGAGAUAUUCACUGAGGAUAUUGCAUGCUGUGACACUCCUCUAUACGUAACAGCAACAAACUUCGAUACAGUGAAUGACAUAAUCAGCAAGUUACUACCAAUGAUAAAACAUGGCACUGAAGGUUACCAACUGUGGUUCUGUCCUGGCCCUCGGGAAGCUCCAAAAGCACUCCAAGGGCAUGAGUAUACACAUGAUAUUAUAAUGAUAAAUAUUCAAAAGAACUUCAGUUCACGGGACUUAAAAAAUUUUAAAGAUAUUUCUUAUCUUCCUGGGAUACUCAUGAAAUAUCUAAAUGCUGAUGUACAUUGGAAAUUCAUCUUAAAGCCCAGAAACUCAGCAAGAAGCCAGCAGCAAAAAAAUAUGAAGAAAAUAACUUUUAAGAAACAAAGAAGUUCUGUAACAUGGCAGUUGGAUGGGGCCUCUGUGCCCCACCAGGACAAAGUAUGCACCAUCCCACAAGUUAAAAAGGGAGGAAAACUGUUUGGAAGAGAACUCAGCUCCAUUUGUCAGGAUGGCGACCUGCCCUCAGCAAUCCUGGACAUGCUGUACGUACUAAAAAAGAAAGGUCCCACAACCAAGGGUGUCUUUAUAGAACCUCCAAGUACAACUUUGUUCCAAACAGUAAAGGACAAAUUGGAUUCGGGAGAAGAGGUGGAUAUCGAGAAGCAAUCAGUUCAUGUAGUGGCGUGGAUCUUUAAGGACUUCCUCCAAAACAUCGAGGGAAGUCUAAUGACUUCAAAACUAUAUGAUGAGUGGAUUGCUGUAACCGAAAACGUCAACGAUGAAGAGAAAUUAGCCGCAGUGCAGAGUCUUUUAGAUAAAAUGCCACCUGAAAAUGCGGCUCUUCUGAGGCAACUUUUUCGUAUAUUAUAUGAAAUUAAAAAUCACUCUUCCAUUAAUAAAAUGUCUUCUUACCACCUAUCUGUUGGGUUAGCCCCAUGUCUCUUAUUUGUGCCGAGCUUCUGCAAUAAUGGAGAGAUAAAUGAUAUUGCCAAAAAGAUUUCUCUACUGAAGUUUAUGAUCGAAAAUUCGCCACAGUUUUUUGGCGAGGACUUGGCUGCAGUGUGGCAGGGAACAUCACUAUAUCAUCGUCCCGGAGCAAAGUCCUCGUGUUCCCAGAGUACUCCAACAAAUAGUGGGAACGUGAAGGAAACCAAACAUGGACUCAGCAGCUCCCCCAGUGGCAGGACAUGCACUCCUGGCUAUAAUACACUGCGGAGAAAUUCAGCUGCUCUUCUUCCCUAUGAGGGCAUUAUAGAUUCACAAAAACACGAAGUCAAUAUAUAUACUAACCCAACAGUACCAUCUCUUAAUCCACCACAAGCAAAGAAGAAAUGUCUGUUUGGCAAAUCUCUUACAAGUCUUUUUAAAGACAAAAAGUUGCCUGCUCCAAUAGUUGAUAUGUUAUCCAUAAUUGCAGAGAAAGGUCCAGAAUCGGAUCACAUAUUCAAAAGUCUACCUAAAGAAUCACACUGGUCCCUGAGGUAUAGGCUUGACAAUGAACAACAAAUUGACUGGGACAAGGAAUGCGUUCUUGUAAUAGCAUCCGUUUUAAAGGAUUUUAUUGUUAACAUUGAUGGAAGCUUACUAACAUUGUCUUUAUAUGAAAAUUGGCUUUGCAUCACAGACGAAAGAACUAUGACUGGAAAAAUUAAUGCCAUUCAAAGCCUUUUGCAACAGAUUCCAGAACCAAACUUUAUACUAUUAAAACAUCUCAUAUGUGUAUUAGAAAUAAUAAAAGAUUCCUCCAUGAAUAAUUUAGACAGUUACAGGUUAUCUCAUCGCAUAGCCCCAAAUGUAUUAUUGGGUACUUCAAGAAUCUCAUUAUUUGGGAAUGACGUCUUAAGAAAGAUGUCCAUUAUACAGAUCAUGAUUGACAACUACCAAAAAAUAUUUGGAAAUAAUGAUAUGUUUAUUAAAUAUAUUGACAAUAAGUCUGAUGAUCUAAGGAUGCGUAAAGCGUCAAUAAAUUUUUCUGGCAAAUCACCUGUUAUGUCAAAAGUCAUGACAUGCUACAACUGGAAAACAUGUGGUAACAAUAAAAAAAAUAUUUUAUGUGCUGCUCUGCAGGAGGAACGUCCUACAGAGAAAUAUGAAGGCAAAGUAUAUACCAACCCACCAGUACGUUGUCUAUUUCCAUUACGACCUGCAAAGAAAUGUUUGUUUAAGCAACCUCUUAUGACUAUUUUUGAAGACAGAGAGCUACAUACUCCAAUAAUUGAUUUUAUUUUUAACAUUGAUGGAACCUCACUUACUCUGACUGUAUAUGAAAAUUGGCUUUGCAUACCAGAAGAAGGAACUCUGGCUGAAAAAAUCAAUGUCAUCCAAAGCCAUUUACAUCAGAUUCCAGAACCAAACUUUAUACUAUUAAAAUAUCUCAUCUGUUUAUUAGUAAUGGUAAAAGAUUCUUCCAUGAAUAAUUUGGACCGUUCCAGGUUAUCUGUGUGCAUAGCUCCAUGUGGAUCACGGGGCCUGACUUCGAGAAACUCAUUACUUGGAAAUGACAUCUUAAGGAAGUUGUCUGUUAUACAAAUCAUGAUUGACAACUACCAUAAAAUAUUUGGAAAUGAUGAUAUGUUUAAUAAACAUAUUGAGAAAAAGUCUGAUGAUUUAAGGAUGCUUAAAGAAUCAAAAAAUUCUUCUGUCAAAUCACCUGUUAUGACAAAAGUCAUAGCUUGCUACAACUGGAAAGCAUGUGGUAACAAUAAAAAAAAUAAUAUUUCAUGUGCUGCUCUGCAGGAGGAAAGUCCUACAGAGAAAUAUGAAGGCAAAGUAUAUACCAACCCACCAGUACGUUGUCUAUAUCCAUUACGACCUGCAAAGAAAUGUUUGUUUAACCAACCUCUUAUGACUAUUUUUGAAAACAAAGAGCUACAUACUCCAAUAAUUGAUUUUAUUAUUAACAUUGAUGGAACCUCACUUACUCUGACUGUAUAUGAAAAUUGGCUUUGCGUCCCAGAAGAAGGAACUCUGGCUGAAAAAAUUAAUGUCAUCCAAAGCCAUUUACAUCAGAUUCCAGAACCAAACUUUGUACUAUUAAAAUAUCUCAUCUGUUUAUUAGUAAUGGUAAAAGAUUCUUCCAUGAAUAAUUUGGACCGUUCCAGGUUAUCUGUGUGCAUAGCUCCAUGUGGAUCACGGGGCCUGACUUCGAGAGACUCAUUAUUUGGAAAUGACAUCUUAAGGAAGAAGUUGUCCGUUAUACAAAUCAUGAUUGACAACUACCAUAAAAUAUUUGGAAAUGAAGAUAUAUUUAAUAAACAUAUUGACAAAAAGUCUGAUGAUUUAAGGAUGCUUAAAGAAUCAAAAAAUUCUUCUGUCAUAUCACCUGUUAUGACCAAAGUCAUAGCUUGCUACAACUGGAAAGCAUGUGGUAACAAUAAAAAAAAUAAUAUUUCAUGUGCUGCUCUGCAGGAGGAAAGUCCUACAGAGAAAUAUGAAGGCAAAGUAUAUACCAACCCACCUGUAUGUUGUCUAUUUCCAUUACGACCUGCAACGACAUGUUUGUUUCCCCAACCUCUUACAAGUGUUUUUGAAGACAAAAAGGUACAUACUCCAAUAAUUGAUUAUAUUAUUAACAUGGAUUCAACCUCACUUACUUUGAUCCUGUAUGAAAAUUGGCUUUGCAUCCCAGAAAAAGGAACUCUGUCUGGAAAAUUUAAUGUCAUCCAAAGCCUGUUUCAACAGGUUCCAGAACCAAACUUUAUAUUAUUAAAACAUCUCUUGUGUGCAUUAACAAUGCUAAAAGAUUAUUCCAUGAAUAAUUUGGACCAUCACAGGUUAUCUGUGCGCAUAGCUCCACGUGGAUUAAGGGGUCAGACUUCGAGAGACUCAUUAUUUGGGACUGACAUCUUAAGAGAGGAUUUUAUUAUUAACAUUGAUUCAACCACACAUACCUUGAUCAUGUAUGAAAAUUGGCUUUGCAUCCCAGAAAAAGGAACUCUGUCUGGAGAAUUUAAUGCCAUCGAAAGCCUGUUCCAACAGGUUCCAGAAUCAAACUUUAUACUAUUAAAACAUCUCUUGUGUGCAUUAACAAUGCUAAAAGAUUCUUCCAUGAAUAAUUUGGAUCUUUCCAGAUCAUCUGUGCGCAUAGCUCCGCAUGGAUUAAGGGGUCAAACUUUGAGAGACUUAUUAUUUGGGACUGACAUCUUCAUAAAGGAUUUUAUUAUUAACAUUGAUUCAACCACACUUACCUUGAUCCAGUAUGAAAAUUGGCUUUGCAUCCCAGAAAAAGGAACUCUGUCUGGAGAAUUUAAUGCCAUCGAAAGCCUGUUCCAACAGGUUCCAGAAUCAAACUUUAUACUAUUAAAACAUCUCUUGUGUGCAUUAACAAUGCUAAAAGAUUCUUCCAUGAAUAAUUUGGAUCUUUCCAGAUCAUCUGUGCGCAUAGCUCCGCGUGGAUUAAGGGGUCAAACUUUGAGAGACUCAUUAUUUGGGACUGACAUCUUCAGAAAGGAUUUUAUUAUUAACAUUGAUUCAACCACACUUACCUUGAUCCAGUAUGAAAAUUGGCUUUGCAUCCCAGAAAAAGGAACUCUGUCUGGAGAAUUUAAUGCCAUCGAAAGCCUGUUCCAACAGGUUCCAGAAUCAAACUUUAUACUAUUAAAACAUCUCUUGUGUGCAUUAACAAUGCUAAAAGAUUCUUCCAUGAAUAAUUUGGAUCUUUCCAGAUCAUCUGUGCGCAUAGCUCCGCGUGGAUUAAGGGGUCAAACUUUGAGAGACUCAUUAUUUGGGACUGACAUCUUCAGAAAGGAUUUUAUUAUUAACAUUGAUUCAACCACACUUACCUUGAUCCAGUAUGAAAAUUGGCUUUGCAUCCCAGAAAAAGGAACUCUGUCUGGAGAAUUUAAUGCCAUCGAAAGCCUGUUCCAACAGGUUCCAGAAUCAAACUUUAUACUAUUAAAACAUCUCUUGUGUGCAUUAACAAUGCUAAAAGAUUCUUCCAUGAAUAAUUUGGAUCUUUCCAGAUCAUCUGUGCGCAUAGCUCCGCGUGGAUUAAGGGGUCAAACUUUGAGAGACUCAUUAUUUGGGACUGACAUCUUCAGAAAGGAUUUUAUUAUUAACAUUGAUUCAACCACACUUACCUUGAUCCAGUAUGAAAAUUGGCUUUGCAUCCCAGAAAAAGGAACUCUGUCUGGAGAAUUUAAUGCCAUCGAAAGCCUGUUCCAACAGGUUCCAGAAUCAAACUUUAUACUAUUAAAACAUCUCUUGUGUGCAUUAACAAUGCUAAAAGAUUCUUCCAUGAAUAAUUUGGAUAUUUCCAGAUCAUCUGUGCGCAUAGCUCCGCGUGGAUUAAGGGGUCAAACUUUGAGAGACUCAUUAUUUGGGACUGACAUCUUCAGAAAGGAUUUUAAUAUUAACAUUGAUUCAACCACUCUUACCUUGAUCCAGUAUGAAAAUUGGCUUUGCAUCCCAGAAAAAGGAACUCUGUCUGGAGAAUUUAAUGCCAUCGAAAGCCUGUUCCAACAGGUUCCAGAAUCAAACUUUAUACUAUUAAAACAUCUCUUGUUUGCAUUAACAAUGCUAAAAGAUUCUUCCAUGAAUAAUUUGGAUCUUUCCAGAUCAUCUGUGCGCAUAGCUCUGCAUGGAUUAAGGGGUCAAACUUUGAGAGACUCAUUAUUUGGGACUGACAUCUUCAGAAAGGAUUUUAUUAUUAACAUUGAUUCAACCACACAUACCUUGAUCAUGUAUGAAAAUUGGCUUUGCAUCCCAGAAAAAGGAACUCUGUCUGGAGAAUUUAAUGACAUCGAAAGCCUGUGCCAACAGGUUCCAGAAUCAAACUUUAUACUAUUAAAACAUCUCUUGUGUGCAUUAACAAUGCUAAAAGAUUCUUCCAUGAAUAAUUUGGAUCUUUCCAGAUUAUCUGUGUGCAUAGCUCCGCGUGGAUUAAGGGGUCAAACUUUGAGAGACUCAUUAUUUGGGACUGACAUCUUCAGAAAGGAUUUUAUUAUUAACAUUGAUUCAACCACACUUACCUUGAUCCUGUAUGAAAAUUGGCUUUGCAUCCCAGAAAAAGGAACUCUGUCUGGAAAAUGUAAUGCCAUCUCCAGUAGCAGAAUCUCGAGAGACUUAUUAUUUGGGACUGACAUCUUAAGAAAGGGUUUUAUUAUUAACAUUGAUUCAACCUCACUUACCUUGAUCCAGUAUGAAAAUUGGCUUUGCAUCCCAGAAAAAGGAACUCUGUCUGGAGAAUUUAAUGCCAUCGAAAGCCUUUUGCAACAGGUUGCAGAGCCAAACUUUAUACUAUUAAAACAUCUCUUGUGUGAAAUAAUAAUGCUAAAAGAUUCUUCCAUGUAUAAUUUGGACCAUUACAGGUUAUCUUUGCCCAUAGCUCCAGGUGGAUUAAGGGGUCAGACUUCGAGAGACUCAUUAUUUGGGACUGACAUCCUAAGAAAGAUAUCUCUUAUGCAAAUCAUGAUUCACCCGUGCCAUCAAAUAUUUGGAAAUGAUGAUAUAUUAUUUAAGCAUAUUGAAAAAAGUUCUGAAGAUUUAAAGAAAUAUAAAAAAUCACUAAAUUCUUCUGGUGAAUCACCUAAUAUGACAAAAACCAUAGCUGGCCAUAACUUGAAUCCCUGUGAUAAAUAUGAAAAAUUUAGUAUUUCACAUUCUUCACUGCAGGAGGAAAGUCCUACUGAGAAACAGAAAGGCAAUAUAUAUACCAAGCCACCAGUAUAUUCUAAUCCAACACCAUCAAGAAAGAAAUGCUUAUUUGGCAAAAAUCUUACAAGCAUUUUUGUCGACAGUAAGCUGCCUGCUCCAAUACUUGAUAUAUUAUCCGUAAUUGCAGAGAAAGGACAAGAAUCAGAUCAGAUAUUCGAAAUUCUACCUGAAAAUUCACACUGGAGCCUCAGAGAGAGGAUUGAUGGUGAAGAACUCAUAGACUGGAAUGAAGAAAGUGUUCUAGUUACAGCAUCCGUGCUGAUGGACUUCAUUACAAACAUUGAAGGAAGUUUACUUACUUCUGACUUAUAUGAAAAUUGGCUUAGCGUCUCAGAUGAAGGAUCGCUGGUUGGAAAAAUUAAUAUCAUCCAAAGGCUUUUACUGAAGAUUCCUCAGGCAAACUUUAUCCUUCUGAAAUAUUUCAUUCGCGUAUUGGUAAUAAUACGAGAGUCAUCCAUGAAUAAUUUAGACAGUAACAGUUUAUCUAACCGCAUAGCUCCUUAUGUUUUGUGGAAUCAGACUACAAAAAACACAUUGUUUGGCAGUGAUGUAUCAAGAAAGAUGUCUGUUAUACAAAUCAUGAUAGACAACUAUCAUGAAAUAUUUGGAAAUGACAAUAUAUUUUGUAAAGGUAUUGACAAAAGAUCUGGGGAUUUAAAGAUGUGUACAUAUUCAAUAAAUUCAUCUGGAAAAUCACCUAUUACGAAAGAAUUCCUAGGUGGCUGCAAUAGGAAAACAUGUGAUAACAGAGAAAAUUUUAAAAUUUCAUCCAUUGCUCUGCGGGAGGAAGGUCCUAUAGGACAAAACAGAACUACCACCACAUAUAAAUGGUGGGGGAUGACUGAAGGGAUUAUAAGGUCAUUCAAUUUUAAUCAUCCCUUCUACCUUCCACUUAAUUAUAAGAGAAGAGAUUAUUACAACAUCUUGCUCCCACAUUUUUUCUGUAUGUUAUACAUUGUCUUCUAUCCUAAUAAAUGAUAUAACAAAUAAAACUAUUGCGUACACUCCAA
Rattus norvegicus (Norway rat) is the source of this 9955-nucleotide messenger RNA. The record is from RefSeq and is a predicted model, not a curated record. NCBI's taxonomy places the organism in Eukaryota, Metazoa, Chordata, Mammalia, Rodentia, Muridae.